Drosophila novamexicana is the source of this 1913-nucleotide messenger RNA. RefSeq names its product zinc finger protein sens. Bases 1 to 1659 code for a protein of 552 amino acids. The record is from RefSeq and is a predicted model, not a curated record. The transcript is spliced from 4 exons. NCBI's taxonomy places the organism in Eukaryota, Metazoa, Arthropoda, Insecta, Diptera, Drosophilidae.
AUGAACCAUUUGUCACCGCCGCCAUCGCCGCACUCGCAGCCAAGUCCAGCGGGCUACGCGGGUCCAUCGCUGGACAAGCAAUGGAUGCAGCGGGCCUCGGCCUUCAACACCGUGAUAGCAUCGGCAGCAGCCCACAAAUUGAACAACAGAGAACUGCCCUUCCUCUACAAUCCGCUGCUCUACUCCAGUGCUCUGCUCUGGCCACAGUUUCUGCUCUCUUCGGCCUCGGCGAUGGGCACACCCCUAACACCCAUGACGCCCAAAUCGCCCGCCUCCAUUGUGCUGAGCCAGCGCGAUCGCGACUUUGCGCUAACGCCCGAAAAGGAGCAGGAGCUGCAGCACAACAGCAGCGGCAGCAGCAAGCACGUGCUGCUGCAGCAGGACGAGGAUAUGCCGCUGAAUCUGAGCACCAAACAGCGUGCCAGAUCCCACUCGGAUCAGGAUCACGAUCACAACAGCAGCAGCAGCAGCAACAGUGGCAGCCUGAGCGGCGGCAGCCUCAGCGAUGAGCCCGAGCAGCCGCUGCAUCUGAACACGCUCACCAAUGCCACGCCCCCGCCUUUGAGGGCUGUCAACCUGAAGACGGCAAACAGCGGCACGCCACAGCAGCGCCGCUCGCAGGGCAACAUCAUUUGGUCGCCAGCCUCCAUGUGCGAGCGCUCCACGAGGCAUGAGGCUGUGGCAGCAGCAGCAGCGGCAGUGGCAGCAUCAGCGGAAGAAUACGAGGAGCAGCAAGUGGAUCCCAUAGUGCGCAAGUUCAAGUACGAACGCCGCUCGGCUGCCUCCAUAUCCUCGCAGCAGUCGCCGCUGUCCUCGCUGGUGCCGCAGACCAAUGUUGCGCAGGAUCUGGACUUUGAGACCGCGCAGCAGCAGCUGUACGCGCAUCGCAGCGCAUUCAUGGCCGGCCUAACUGGCAACAAUCUGGAGCUGCUGACGCAGCACCUGAAGACGCAGCAGCAACAACAACAGCAGCAUCAACAACAACAACAACAACAGCAGCAGCAUCAGGUUAAGGCCGAAACCGAGGCCGAGCAGGACAACAACCGUUCGGCAGCCGCACUCAUGGGUCUUGUGGCAGUCGCUGAAUUAGGCUACAUGCGUAAUCAACACCAGCAACACACGACCCAGCAGCAGCAGCAGCAGCAACAGUUGCAUCUACAGCAGCAGCAGCAGCAGCAACAUCCUGAUUCAACGGCCACAGAUGUUGCGCGUCGUUCGUCCUCCUCAUCAUCGUAUCAUGGCGAGUGCGAGGAGAAGCGCAGCGGCAGAAAUUUUCAGUGUAAACAGUGCGGCAAGUCGUUCAAGCGCUCCUCAACACUGUCCACACAUCUGCUAAUACACAGCGAUACCCGGCCGUAUCCCUGCCAGUAUUGCGGCAAGCGAUUCCAUCAGAAGUCCGACAUGAAGAAGCACACCUACAUACAUACGGGUGAGAAGCCGCACAAAUGCACCGUCUGCUUGAAAGCCUUCAGCCAAAGCUCGAACCUGAUCACGCACAUGCGCAAGCACACGGGCUACAAGCCCUUCGGAUGCGGACUCUGUGAUCAGUCCUUCCAGCGCAAGGUGGACCUGCGCCGUCAUCGGGAGAGUCGCCACGAGGAGGCAGCUGGCGCCCUGACGCCGCCGAUCAAAAUGGAGGUCAGCAGCAGCAGUUGCUAGAAGCGAGAGAGCGAGCGAUCGAUUGGAUCGCCACAUCUGUAGAUAUAUAUAGAACAUGUCUGAGACACAAACCAGACCCAGUGGGGAUUACCCGAAACCAGUAACAACCAUCAAGUUGGCCCGCCUGCAAAUGCAAAGUCGUCUAAGUCGUCGCUAUGAAGCCAAAGUUUGUUUUGUUUGGGCAUCCGAAUACAUUGUUAUGGGAACCGAAAGAACAUUUCUCCCAUUUAUUUUGCUCAAUCCUAGACCUAAGC